Tachysurus fulvidraco (yellow catfish) is the source of this 1088-nucleotide messenger RNA. It is a transcript of the gene dcxr, whose product is annotated as dicarbonyl/L-xylulose reductase. NCBI's taxonomy places the organism in Eukaryota, Metazoa, Chordata, Actinopteri, Siluriformes, Bagridae. The transcript is spliced from 9 exons. Bases 88 to 822 code for a protein of 244 amino acids. The record is from RefSeq and is a predicted model, not a curated record. Gene Ontology annotation, molecular function: carbonyl reductase (NADPH) activity; L-xylulose reductase (NADPH) activity. Gene Ontology annotation, biological process: xylulose metabolic process; glucose metabolic process.
UUCUUCCUCCCUCCCUCUUCCUAACGCCCCUCCCCCCCUGUAUAAACCUUGCUCUCAGCUGAAAUCCACUGCCACGAGGAAGAAGCCAUGGAGAUCACGUUCACCGGCAAGCGCGCGCUCGUCACGGGAGCCGGAAAGGGAAUAGGACGAGCCACAGCUCUGGCUUUAGCGCGCGGGGGCGCGGAAGUUGUAGCGGUCACGCGCACACAGGCCGACCUGGAUACGCUCGUGCACGAGUGUUCUUCCAUUAAGCCUGUGUGUGUGGACCUGGCGGAUUGGGAUGCUACUGAGCGUGCACUGAAAGACGUGGGUCCUGUCGACCUGCUGGUGAACAACGCAGGCUGCGCCAGGCUGGAAUCCUUCCUCGAGAUCACGCAGGACAGCUUUGAUGUGUCUUUUGGUGUGAACGUGAAAGCAGCCCUACAUGUUGCUCAAAUUGUGGCCAAAGGAAUGAAAGCCAGGGGAAGUGGAGGCUCCAUCGUGAACAUCUCCAGCCAAGCUUCACAACGUGCCUUUAAAGACCAUGCAGUGUACUGUGCAACCAAAGGAGCACUGGACAUGCUGACAAAAGUGAUGGCUCUGGAGCUGGCGCCGUACAAGAUCAGAGUGAACUCUGUAAACCCUACUGUGGUGUUGACAGACAUGGCAAAAAUAGGAUGGAGUGACCCGGUAAAAGCUAACGCCAUGAUCUCGCGUAUCCCGAUGGGCAAAUUUGCUGAAGUGGAGGAUGUGGUCCACGCCAUACUGUUUCUGCUCUGUGACAAGAGCGCCAUGACUAACGGAGCGUUCCUGCCGAUAGACGGAGGCUUCCUGAUCUCUUAAGUCGGAGUCCCGUUGUGGGAACCGCCAGGAGAUUUGACGGAGAUUGAAGGGGAAAAUAAACAGCACUACAGUGUAUUCCACAUGUGUACUAACUGAUUUUUGUAGCUUCUUGUAGCUUCAUACUUCAUGAUGUCCUGCCAAGACAAACUAUUAUAGGGAGGUCAGAGGUGCUAAUUUUUCUAUUGUACUGAGUAACUGUGAAAAUCUAUAACACUGUAAUGAAGGAUCAUAAAGCCAUCGAGUAUUAAAUAAAUGGGCUAAAACUA